Molecule: messenger RNA, 2238 nt
Organism: Schistosoma spindalis
Lineage: Eukaryota; Metazoa; Platyhelminthes; Trematoda; Strigeidida; Schistosomatidae
Source: the annotation of a GenBank genome assembly
AUGAAUCAGCUGCUUCGUCUUGGCAGUCUGAGGCACCUCGCUGGAGCAUCCGCUCCUAGAAUAUGUUGCUCUACAUUUCCGCUAAUUAAUCGUGUGGGGCAAUAUUCAGCACGUCUGUUUAAGUCAAGAUCUAAGUGGAAAUGGGGAUCUACAAAUGCCAAUUAUUCCAGUGGCCAUCAGAGUGAUGAUCAUUCUCAGAACAACCCAGACAAUAUUGACAUUUAUGCAUUAGCUGCGGGUGGUGCUUCAUUCGCCCUCUUGUUAAUUGCGUGGUGGUUAAUUGCUAAUGUACCCCAUAUACCUCAAGUAACUUUCGGAAUGCUCGUAUCCAUGUUGGAAAAAGGUGAAGUUCAAAGGAUACAAAUAACUUCUUCCGGUGAUGUAUACAUUCUCACUUAUCAACAAGGUCAACUGCCUUUGAUUCUGAAGCACUCAAUAUCUGUAAAUGAAUUUGUAAAAAAUUUACGAUCCCUAGAGGAUACGUGGGGCAUUGAAGAACAUGAUCGUAUCCCAGUCCAGAUGUCUGACUUACCUUUGAACACGUUCAUGCAAAGAUGGAAUUCGAAAUUGUGUACUGGUCUUCUAUUUAUAUCUUGUGGAUUGUUCACAUUUUCAAUGAGGAGAAUCUUGUCUCAAAAAAAGAACUUAGAAAAAGCAGCGAAUAGAGGUAUUUUGGGGAAGUCCAUAGAUAUCUCAAGGUAUCAUGAUGACCCUAAGCCAUCAAAGACAUCUGGUUCAAGUUUUGAUUCUGAAAACGACCGAUUUUCUUUUCGUCCACCCUUUCAAUGGGAUCCUAUUACUGGUUUCAAUACAAUUAGACCUACAACAUCCACCGUAAAAUUCAAGGACGUCGCUGGUCUUCAUGCAUGUAAACAAGAGGUUAUGGAGUUUGUUUCUUAUCUAAAAAAUCCACAAAAGUAUCAAGCGUUAGGUGCUAAGUUACCAAAGGGGGCACUUCUACUUGGUCCACCGGGAACCGGAAAAACUUUGCUUGUUAAAGCAUUGGCCAAUGAAGCGGAAGUACCUUUCUUUUCAAUGGCUGGACCACAAUUUGUAGAAGUUGUCGGUGGACUUGGUGCUCUUCGAUUACGACAGCUUUUCAAAGUAGCUCGUUCUCAUUCACCAGCUAUAAUAUUCAUAGAUGAGCUUGAUUCCCUUGGUCGACGUCGUGAUUCUGGGGAUCAGAGAGGGGGUGGUGGUGGUGUUUCUGAAAUGGAACAGACGCUGAAUCAACUGCUUGUAGAAAUGGAUGGAAUGGAUACUACUGAAGGUGUUAUUGUAUUUGGAGCGACAAAUCGAGCUGACUUGUUAGAUAAAGCUCUGUUGCGUGCAGGACGGUUUGACAGACAUAUUUUUAUUAAUUUACCAAAUCUAUCUGAACGUAAAGAAAUAUUUGCUGUAUACAUUGCUAAAUAUCAACUUGCUCCUGAUGUUGUACAAAAUGAGCUUGUUGAACGUUUAUCAGCUUGGUGUCCUGGAAUGUCUGGAGCCGAUAUUGCACGUCUAUGCAAUGAAGCUGCUUUGUCUGCUGCUCGAAGAGAUGAUAAAGUUAUUGGUGUUACUAAAGCUGAUUUUGAAGCAGCACUUGAAAGAAUAGUAGCAGGCGCUGCAAAACGUUCAAAUCCACUUACGGUUGCUGAACGCCACAUGUCUGCUGUCCAUGAAUCUGGUAGGGCUCUUGUAGCAUGGCUUCUUUCAGAUAGUGGAGUGCUACCGGUCAAAGUCUCAAUUAUACCGCGUACGGUCUCUGGUCCAGAUACUGUUGGAGAUCUGGGUUUUACUCAGUUAAUAUCCGAAGAAAAAUAUUUACUUAAUACUGAUGAUCUAGCUGAUCGUAUGUCUGUAUUACUUGGUGGUAGAGCAGCUGAGCAUGUUGUAUACAAUGCAAUUUCAGAUGUUUCACAAAAAUAUCUUCGGGAAGCUAAUAAAUUAGCAAUGAAGCAAGUGCGUCAGUUUGGAAUGUCUAAGACUAUUGGAAAUCUCAGCUUUGACGAGUCAUCUGGUGAACUGUCCUCUGUGAAACCGUUCUGUCAAAAAACGGAAGCCAUCAUGGAAAUAGAAGCCAAUCAACUUGUAACUUCAGCAUUUUCACGUUCUGUAAAAAUGUUAGAAGAAAAUAAGGACAGCCUGUUAGCACUUAUUGAUGCUCUAUUAAAGAACGAAGUUCUCAGUUACGAUGACCUGACGAAAAUCUUAGGUGAUAACCAACGUUCAACAAAAAUUAAACCUCGUUUAUAA